GCCCUGAUUUACUCCAUUGGCGUAGAGACUUUUUGUAGCUGUCAGAGAGCUCUGUUGUUAUUUACCCUAUUUUCUGCUGAUACUUAUUUUGCUAUCGGAUUUAUUUGUUGUGUGGUAUUUUUACAUUAUCAAAAUGGUGGACUUUGAUGAUAUUGAUAACCCCUACAAUAUAAAUGGGCCUAACUUCUGCCCGGAAAUGUAUGUCCAGAAGCUUUUAAAGGGAAGCAGUCUUAAACAGGUGAUGGACAAAGAGGCAGAUAUAGUAAGAGACACUCAAUCUUUACACUCUGACAUGCAAACAUUGGUGUAUGAAAACUAUAAUAAAUUUAUAUCUGCGACUGAUACAGUGAAAAAGAUGAAACGUGACUUUAGAGUGAUGGAAGACGAGAUGGAACAAUUAGCAGCUAAUAUGGAGGAAAUUACAAAAUCCUCACAGCAAAUAUCUUCGACUUUACAGGAUACAAGGCAACAAUUUACCAAACUGUUGGGUGUGCAUUCAUUGCUUAAACGUCUUCAGUUCUUAUUUAAAUUACCAGCCAAAUUAUCAGCUCGUAUCAAAGAAGAGCAAUAUGCUCAGGCCGUCCAAGAUUAUCUUCAUGCUCAAAGAGUACUUGAGAGAUACGGCAACAUGGCAUCUUUCCAAGGAAUUCAAAAAGAUUGUGAGAUAAUUCUUGGAGAUCUCAAACAAAGAUUGCGAGACCAAUUUAAAAACAAGGAGGCAAGUGCUAAGGAUUUAGCCAAAGCUGUAGAUCUUCUGUUACAACUAAGUGAGCCAGCUGAUCAGUUGUGUGCAGAAUUCCUUGCCCAUGCAGAAACCCGUCUAGAGGAGCAGUUAGGAUUACUGGAAAAUUUCCAAGAACAGGAUCUCUUAGAGUUUGUUGAUAUGGGGAGCAAAGGAUUCUUAAGUGAUUUGUGCUUAGUUGUUGCAUCUUACAAUGACAUGUUUAUAAAUAGAUUGGCUCCAGAAAUGCAUUCCAGUGAUGACUUUGAAACAUUAGCUACCGGGCAGUUGAGUAAAUUUGUAAUGGAGAGAAUGGAAAAGUAUUUUGCUCUGGUAAGCAGUAGAGUAGAAAAGCAACAAGAUGUGGGCGAAACUUUAAUUCUAGUUCGAGCACUUGAUCGUUUUCAUCGACGGCUGCAGGCCAUUAAUACCUUGUUCCAACAUACUGAUUUCACACUAACAGGUACGAAUAUUGCCCUGAAGGCAGGCAGACGCCAGUGCAAAAUUCACCUACAAGCUUUGAAAGGUCAUUUCUGGGAGGCAUUGACAAGAGUACGACAGACCCUUGCAGCCACCAAAGUGGCGGGUCAGGACAAAGACGGGCCAAGUUUACAGGAGUUAUUGACAAGUCUUGUUCUUGCAACAAGGGUGAAGGUUAAGAAUGUGCUUCAAGAUCUACUGGUGUUCCUUCAACCUGACUUAAUGUUUGCUAUGAAACCAAUGUUUCGUGAAGCAUUCUGUGUGGAUGGUGUGCGUGAGGGCCUAGUUGUAGGAUUUAUGCACCACCUUACAGCCACAGCUCGUGGCUUUUGUGCUCCUGGACAUCACAGUGUCCCUCCAGCUCUACUACUACUGCUCUCCAAAAUGUGCCUUGAUUUUGAAAGCACGUGCGUCAGGGAAUUGCUGAGUCACACUGAUGACUGUUUUGAUGCUGGAGUGGGCAGUUCAUCCGUGGUGACUGCUCCAAAUGAGUUGUGCACCAACAUGCGAGCUGCAGCCCAAGACCUUCUUAAUCAUUAUGUCAGAAUGCAAGGUUUAAUUGUCUCCCAGAUGUUGAGAAAGUCAGUGGAAACCCGUGACUGGUUACACACAAUUGAGCCACGCACUGUACGAGCUGUAAUGAAACGUGUUGUAGAAGAUGUUGCUGCGAUGGAUGCUCAAGUAGGCCUGUUGUAUGAGGAAGGCCAGCGGGCUGAGAGGAGCUCAGAUUCUAGCCGGCGCACCCACAGCAUGAGUGUGUCCCGUCAAUUCAGGCCAAACUGGUCAUCUUAUGCCUCAAGCCAACUUGACCAAAGUGCCAUUGCUACAAAUAUUCAUAAACUGUUCUCUGAACGCAUUGAAAUAUUUUCCUCUGUUGGAUUUUCUAAAGUAUCUAUUUUGACUGGAAUAAUUAAAAUUGGAUUGAAGACGUUUAUUGAGUGUGUGAGAUUGAGGACUUUUAGUCGAUUUGGUCUGCAGCAAAUACAAGUUGAUACACAUUAUCUCCAGCUUUAUCUGUGGAGAUUUGUGGCUGAUGAAAAUUUGGUCCUCUUCCUCCUUGAUGAAGUUUUAAGCUCUACAGUUCACCGAUGCCUUGACCCUGUUUUAAUGGAGCCGAGUGUCAUGGAUAUUAUUUGUGAGCGAGGAUGAAUAUUGCAAUUCGUAACUCUCGCCUGUCAUGAUUUUACAGGCUACAUCUGUAGAAUCUCGUUGUUGAUUGAGUGUAGUAAUUUAUUUGACUGUUGAGCUUUGUGACAUUUUAAUUAAACCAUUUGUUAUCAGAA
This is a messenger RNA of Frankliniella occidentalis (western flower thrips), 2484 nucleotides long. It is a transcript of the gene Vps51, whose product is annotated as vacuolar protein sorting-associated protein 51 homolog. The record is from RefSeq and is a predicted model, not a curated record. Bases 134 to 2350 code for a protein of 738 amino acids. Gene Ontology annotation, biological process: retrograde transport, endosome to Golgi; endocytic recycling; Golgi vesicle transport. NCBI's taxonomy places the organism in Eukaryota, Metazoa, Arthropoda, Insecta, Thysanoptera, Thripidae. The transcript has 15 exons. Gene Ontology annotation, cellular component: EARP complex; GARP complex; membrane.